UGAAGCGCGCACGGCAACAAGCAGCCUUCCACAGACGGAGGGAGAGACGCGCACACACCGGCCGCUUUCCGGGGGGAGCACCGUCGACGCUGCUGCGGGCAUGAACUGAGGCGGCGCGCAGGAGCAAGAGGCACGGACCGCGGCGCCACAUCCCGAAAAUUAUCCAUAAAGGUGGAACACUGCCCCCCUCCCCUUCCCAGAGCCCUCCUCUCCCCCCCUGACAGCUCGCAUUCAGAUAGUCCUACACCAAAAAACCGCCCCCCCCCCGCGCCCCCCACCCUCCUGCGCCGCUGCUCCAACCGCUCCGGCAACCGAGAUGCACACGGAGACCCGUAACAAGAAAUGCCAGUCAACUCCAAAGCAGAAGAAGAGUGCUGUCGGCGCCCGGAAGAAGGUGAGGGGCCCGGCCAAGCUCAGCCCCCCAGCGCAGCAGCCAUCGCCGCCGCCACCUGCAGUCCAAGCGGAGGAAGAGGAGGAGAAGAAAGAGGAGCCGGCCACCGGGCCUCGACCGCCCCACGGAGAGGAGGAGGAGGAAUCUGGCAAGGAGCAGCGAAAGGAAGCGGCGACGCAGUCUGCAAGGGUGAAGGAGGAAGAGGAGAAGAAAGACAAGGAGGCGGAAAGCGAGGAAGACAUGCCGUCUGUACAGAUCAAGGCGGAGCCAGAGGAGAUGGAGUGCACGGCCGAUGUAGGUGAUGACUGCUCACAGCCAGCAGACCUAAAGGUGAAGUCUGAAUGCAAGACAGAACCCAGUUCGCCUCAACCGAGCCCCACCGAGGACCAGACCGAGCCUGUUGAUCUGUCGCUCAACAAGCCACGCUCCUCUUCCACAGCCAAUCCGUCGCCCGGCGCUGCUGUGAUGCAGCCCAGCCUGCCUGCAACGCCAGUCCCCUCUGCGGUACAAUCCAUAGGCUCCAUGGUCCUCUCUCCAGGCUCCAUCUUAGCCACACAGGGUGCAGGGGGUCAGCAGAUCCUCCAUGUCAUCCACACAAUCCCGUCGGUCACCAUGCCCAGCAAGGUCGGUCAGUUGCAGACCAUCCCCGUGGUGGUGCAGUCGCUGCCUGUCGUCUACACCACCGUGCCUCCUGAUAGCGUCGCCACAGCAGCCAUCACAGUGCCACUCAUAGGCAGCGACGGUCGCUCAGAAGGUUCUGUUCGUAUUAAACCGGGUUCCACGUCUCCGGUGGAAUACCAGAGCGACAGCGAGGCGGAGAGCGGGACAGAGUCCAGAUCGCCCUCCCUGAGCGCCCAAAGCCUGGAUGCAGGGUCAGUUAUGGACUUGGAGCCAGUUGAUCCAGAUUCACUAGACCUCAAGAGGCGACGGAUCCACAUGUGCGACUAUGAAGGCUGCAAAAAAGUUUACACCAAGAGCUCCCACCUCAAAGCCCACCGGAGGAUACACACAGGAGAGAAACCCUACCACUGUACCUGGGAGGGCUGCACCUGGCGCUUUGCACGCUCAGACGAGCUCACCCGACAUUUCCGCAAGCACACAGGAAUCAAACCUUUCCGCUGCACUGAGUGCGACCGCUCCUUCUCCCGGUCCGACCACCUUUCCCUGCACCGCCGCCGCCAUGUGAUGAUGUGAACUUUCUAACGAUUUCCCUUUACGAACCUCCUUCCCCAACAAAUGUCACAGCACAUCUCGCACCCCCACCUCACCAGCAUUGACUUCAUCCUGUUUGCAGACGACAAAAAAAGGUCUGUGCCCGUUGCACCACCUGAAACGUGGCAGGAUUUUAGGGAUGUCUUUAUGUGUGCAUGCAUGUGCGGUGGAACCAUCCUCACCGAUCAUCCCGAGGACGUCCUCUCUUUACAAUCCAGAACUCUUUAUGAGUUGUCGCCACCUGAAGCAAAGGGACUGAGAAACAUCCAGUACCAGGAAGAUUCAUCCACCCAUCCUUUCCAUCUAACCAUCCAUACAAGUAGAGGCAAGAACACAGUAGAGAUGUGCAGAUGUUUCAUCUGUACUGGGAUGUCACUUCAGCUCCUGGUUUUGGCAUCAAAGGUAAUCCUUUUCAGACAAAAGAAAAACGCUGUCCUGUUUUGGAAUUCAGUGUAGGAUCCAUGCCAACAGACUCCAAUAUCUUCAUAAAGUUGGCAGUGCACCAAUCACAUCUUUACAUCCUAAUAGGAUCUUCUAGGUGGACAAGCUGAUUGAAUUGUCUUCUUUGGAUAACGUGUGAUGUGAUGUACUGAGAUCGCGCCAAAGUCACAGCGUUUUGGUGGUUCAGUAUAGAAACAGAUCUUUUCCAAGCUGUGGACAUAAAAACCAAGAUGCUGGAGUUUGGAUGCAGACGUGAACUUUAUCCAAAAGUAUUAAAAACUGUACUUCUACCAGCCUGACACCUUUUGUUUUUUCGAUUUAUUGAUCUUUUUAGUAACAAUAAAAACAGUAAUUGGAUUGUGCCAUUUCUAAAUGUGGCAUAGGGUGUCGUCUGGAUUCUCAGGAGCUGAAGUGACAUCAGGUCCGUCCUCCUCCCCCUAAAGCCCUGGUACACAGAGCUUCAAGACUGUGAACUUGAAUUCAAGAGUCUGAUUUGUUUUUCUGGUGGAUCAGUCACUUUGUUGCCUCCUUACCCCCCACCCACCCCCCUGCACAUGCAGUUUUACCCCUCUGUGAUAACAGUAUUUGCUUUGGAUGUGUUGUUGUUUUAGAAAAAAAGGCCUUCAGUCCUCGUUUUUCUUCUCUUGCCAUUUUCGGAACAGAAUUUUUUGUUUUGUUUUGGAGGAAAAUGUGGAGAAACGAAAAAAAAGUGGUUGAAGAAGACGACUCUGGCAGGGAGUAGGGGAACUUUACAGAGCAAUUUAUUUGCGUGUUUGUUCACGCGUGUGUGUGUUUGUGCAUGUUUUGAGGAAAAAAAAAACCCCACAUAAUCCGAGCAGACUUUUGUGAGUGUGUGUUCCGGGCACCUGUUGUUGUUUUACUUCUUGCCCGUUGAGCCUUAAUAACUGAAGUCAAUCUGUAAGGGCAAAACCAGAGCCGCUGAGAGACGACGCGCAAGCACAAAUCCAGGAAUCUUUUACCUCUUUUUUUGUCUCAAAAAAUAACAAAUCCAAAAGUUUCUCUAUCAAAACAAAUAAUUUAACGUUCUCUGAGGAAAUAUUUUGCUGGGUAGGAAAAUCUGAGCCUAAAAUUGAGGAUAACAGACUAUUUUAUCCUGGAAUAUACCUCCACCUGCUGCCUUUAGCUCCAUCACCCUCCCACCUGCGUUAGGGCGUCACUUCCACCCACUUUGGCAGUUGUCUUUCAGGGGUUCUGGGGAAACCAGGCACUGUGUCGGGCUGUCAGGGUCCAUAGCGUCUGGGGUUCGAACCACAGGGAAACUAAGCGCUCUCGUCUCUAGCAUUUUCAGCCCAGCAGGGUUCAGUUCUCCCAACUUCCAUGCUAACACAUCACCUUGCUUUGGUGUAUUUUUUUCUCGUUAAGUUUUGAAACCCUCUAACCUCAUCGUUUGAAACUUUUCAGAGAAGAACUGACCCCGUCUGGCUCUGCUGGCGAACACAAGGUGUCCAUAUCUUGUUCUUCAGCCCUGAUCUGGGCUGAACUCCAUUAUGCAACAAAAUGCAGACCUCCCUCCAAGUGCUGUUCUGAGCUCAGUCACAGAGCUCGAAAAGUAAAAAAUAAAAAAAAAGGCUACAAAAGGGAGGUCAACGUCCGUGGAAGCUCGCCACAACUUCCUGCGGACUCCUUAAGGCCUGUCGGCUUAACGAGACUUUUAAAGCUUGGCUGGUAUCUCCAGGAGCACAAAAGAAUCAAAAGCUAGAAAGAGAGAGGCAAACAUUUAAGGUGAUGGAGAAUGACAUGCAGGUUUACCCUGAGGUGAGGUGAGUGCAUGCCGUGAAGAGGGCGGUUCCUUACUUUGUCUGCACACUGCACAAAAAAAAAAAAGAGGAAAGAAGAUCCAUCCAAGCAGAGGCUGCUUUUCCCCGCCAAAAUGUCCAUCUUGGCUUUGGGAAAUGGCAUCAAAAGGUUUAAAUUAGAACUUUGUAAUGAGAUUUGGAGGAUUUCCUUCCUUUCAGCAGCGCAGAGCAAUGCAACGUUCCCCGCCAACACCCCUUCUGCUUCAAGUUAAAAGAGAAAAAAAUCUAAAGCACAUCUUUCUAGAAGAGUAUAUGCAUUUGAUUGCAAUUUUCUUUCUUUUGUAAACUGUUGAUACAAAUCAAUAAGGAAAAAUAAUGAAAAGAAAUCCGUGUACAUAAAUGUAUAAAACCAGAAAGUGCAGAGUAAAUGUAACGGGUGAAUUUCUAUUUUUAACACUGACUAGAUAAUGUGAAAAACCUCUUUCUUCUUCUUCUUUCUCUGUUGGUUUGAUGAAAUGUGUUCAUCUUCUGUACCCCCCCCCUCCCCCAUGACAGAUCUAAUACAUUUGUUGUGUAGGUUUUAUUUUAUUUCUUUUUUCUAAAAUGGUCCAGCUUGUGUUGUGCACAACUGUGUUGCAUGGAGAAUAGCCUUCCUGUUUUCUAACGGUGACGUCGGUGAGCAUGUCAAUGUGUGUGUGAGACUGUGUGAUUGUGUGUGUGUGUGUGUGGGGGGGGGUCUGGAGUGUCUUUAUCAUGCUGACCCCAUGAGCGAGGGAGGGGGGACAGAAAUAAACAAUUGAAAACCGCUGCGCUAACGUGAUGGAAAGCAUUCCCAUCGGGCCGUUUGCAGGAUUUCCCUCACAGCGAUCUGGUCUGCAGAAAAGGUCCUUUAAAGGCAAAUUCACAAAAUUUGAUGAAAAUAAAAUUCCAAAAAUAUCCGCAGAUUUAAUCAUAUUUUAAAUUUUUGUCAAAAUCUACUGACAAAAAACCAGCGCCUAAACAUUCUGAACACGACCUUAAUUUCUUUUUUUAAUAAAUAAUUAAGAAGAAAAAAAAACUAACUGGAUGGAAACUCAUUUCAAAACUAUGACUAAAGGUUGUUCCUGUUUAACUACAAAUAAUAAUCAUCAUUUUACUUUAAAAAUGAAGAGUAAAAGGAAGAAAUCUGUUAGAAGCUGGAAUUUAAAAAAAGCUAAAUGGAGAAACGACACAAAUGUACUCAAUUAAACUGAAGGAAUGUGGAAUUUUGUUCAAAUUAAAAUUCUUCUGCUCUUGGUUAGGAUACGGUCAUUAGAUGUAUACAUUUAAUCCUUAAUAAUAAUAAUAAUAAUGGCGUUCUAUCAAAGUAGAAAAGCACAUAUAGGUCUAUGACAUUUACCACUGGUUAAAUGAGAUAAUAAAAAUGAUGCUGAUAGUUCAUGUAUUUCACAAAAUUCCCAUAAAAAUGUAAUAGAAAUUAAUAUUUAAUGAGCAGGUUUUUUUAUUUUGAAAACAAACAUUUUAUAGAAUUAAAAUUAAAAAAAUUCAAAUGUUAAAAAUCACAGAAACCAAAAAAAAGGGAUGCAAAUGUUGCUCAUUUAGCAAAUCUUGGAAAGUGAGAAGAUGUUAACUGACAGUUAAAAUCUGUAUUUAAGACGAAGUAAAACAUUUUGGUAAAAUGUCAAAUUCUGUAAAGAAAGUAUAAGCAAAGGCUGAUUGAAUUUUAAAGAUGCUUUUUACUUAAAAAAAUAUUUUCAUUUAUGCAAAGCAGAAAUCCUGGACGAGAGGUAGAUUAAAAAAUGAAAUGAUUCUGUUAAACAGUUAGUUUAGGCAUAAACGGGUGAGAAAAAUAAUCUGGCAUUUAUCCCAAAGAAAAAGUGAGAAAAGUUUAGCUUUUACAGUUCAGGAUUUAAACUGGGGGAAGCCAUAAUGAAUAACUAUUUUUGUUUGUUUAUUUGAAGCAAAGACAGUUAAAAUGCUUCAGUAAAUUCCCAUUUAAAAAAUCCCAUUAGAAUAAACCAACUGGAUGAUGUUUACUGGUUUUAAAGAAUUUAUUUUUGGAGCCAAGUUUAAAAAAUUUCCCUUUUAAAUUUCCGCAAAUAUUUAGCUAAAUAAAGAAUUUUUGCUCUCAAUAACUGAAAAUAAAUUAAGGCUCGUUAGAAAAGCUGUUAAUUUAGUUUCACACAAUCCAGCGAACUGGUUAAAUCUUCAAAUAAGAUCUUUUAAAGUAAUUAGAAAAACAUUUUAGAUUUUAAAAAAAAAGGUCUUUGUAUUUACAAAUUGAAAGGCGUUGAUCUCUGAGGACAUGAAACCUUCAUGAUGUUUUCUAAUCCUACAACUUCAGCCUUUCAAAGUAAAAGCUUGUGAAGAACCUUUAUUUUGAAGAACUUUUGUCCCAUCGGUGUUCCUCCAGAGCUUCAGGCCUCCCAACAGGAAUGUUUCCUCUUCAACUCCACAGUUCUUGUCUGAGGGUGACGUGGCGACUCUGUCCGUCUGUGUGCGAGUGCCCCGACUCACCACUUUUUCUGCAGAUCCAAAAUUUUUCUAUUGAAUGCAGUAACUCACGGGCCAGUACUAUAUUUACUCAGUGCAAUGCAGUUAACAUAAUAAUACAAUGAUUCAUAUUUUUUCCUUAUUUUGUAUUUUUACAGAAGCAGUGUGUAAAGAUCAGUGAGGAAAACGUGAGCUUUUUGAUACUGUGAUUCAUGGUGUUUAAGAGUCAGUUUCUCCCUGUACAGUUGUGAUUCUUUUUGCCCCGCCCCUUCUUUCUUCUUUUAUAGAAUAAAAUAUGUUUUUGGUGCAAUUUAA
This is a messenger RNA of Oryzias latipes (Japanese medaka), 6588 nucleotides long. RefSeq names its product Kruppel like factor 8 (gene klf8). The record is from RefSeq and is a predicted model, not a curated record. NCBI's taxonomy places the organism in Eukaryota, Metazoa, Chordata, Actinopteri, Beloniformes, Adrianichthyidae. Gene Ontology annotation, biological process: regulation of transcription by RNA polymerase II. Gene Ontology annotation, molecular function: RNA polymerase II cis-regulatory region sequence-specific DNA binding; DNA-binding transcription factor activity, RNA polymerase II-specific.